Molecule: messenger RNA, 2071 nt
Organism: Condylura cristata (star-nosed mole)
Lineage: Eukaryota; Metazoa; Chordata; Mammalia; Eulipotyphla; Talpidae
Gene: STAM2
Product: signal transducing adaptor molecule (SH3 domain and ITAM motif) 2
Exons: 14
Coding region: 111-1691 (526 amino acids)
Biological process (GO): signal transduction
Cellular component (GO): endocytic vesicle
Molecular function (GO): ubiquitin binding; phosphatidylinositol binding
Source: RefSeq, a predicted model, not a curated record
ACGCGAUCGGAGCGGAGCUGUCUAGGAAGCGGCCGCGGUGGGUCAGCCAUCCAGGAUCAGCUGCCGAGCCACGGCCAGCGCGCAGCUACUAGGGUUCGGGAGCCGACGAGAUGCCUCUGUUCACCGCCAACCCCUUCGAGCAGGACGUGGAAAAAGCCACAAAUGAGUACAACACGACAGAAGAUUGGAGCCUAAUUAUGGAUAUAUGUGACAAAGUUGGAAGCACUCCUAAUGGAGCUAAAGAUUGCCUAAAAGCCAUAAUGAAAAGGGUAAAUCAUAAGGUUCCUCACGUUGCCCUGCAGGCAUUAACUCUUCUUGGAGCUUGUGUGGCAAACUGUGGAAAGAUAUUUCAUUUAGAAGUGUGCUCCCGUGACUUUGCAACAGAAGUACGUGCUGUGAUAAAAAAUAAGGCUCAUCCUAAAGUAUGUGAAAAACUAAAAUCUUUAAUGGUUGAGUGGUCAGAAGAAUUUCAGAAGGAUCCACAAUUUAGUCUGAUAUCUGCAACUAUUAAAUCAAUGAAAGAAGAAGGUAUUACUUUUCCUCCAGCAAGUUCUCAGACUACUGUCUCAGCUGCAGCCAAGAAUGGUACAUCAUUGAACAAAAACAAAGAAGAUGAAGACAUAGCUAAAGCUAUUGAAUUGUCUUUGCAAGAACAGAAGCAGCAACACACAGAAACAAAGCCCUUAUAUCCAUCUGCAGAAAUUCAGCUAAAUAAUAAGGUUACAAGGAAAGUAAGAGCUUUAUAUGAUUUUGAAGCUGCUGAGGACAAUGAACUCACCUUUAAGCAUGGUGAAAUUAUUAUUGUUUUGGAUGACAGUGAUGCUAAUUGGUGGAAAGGAGAAAAUCAUAGAGGAAUAGGACUCUUUCCAUCUAAUUUUGUAACAACUAAUUUAAACACAGAAUCUGAUGCAGCAGCUGUGGACAAAUUGAAUGUUAUUGAUGAUGAUGUGGAGGAAGUUAAGAAAUCAGAGCCUGAACCUGUUUAUAUAGAUGAGGGUAAGAUGGAUAGAACCCUGCAGGUGCUCCAAAGUAUAGAUCCAACAGAUUUAAAACCAGACUCCCAAGACCUCUUGGAUUUAGAAGAUGUCUGCCAACAAAUGGGUCCAAUGAUAGAUGAAAAACUUGAAGAGAUUGAUAGAAAGCAUUCAGAAUUGUCUGAAUUGAAUGUAAAAGUCUUAGAAGCUCUUGAACUAUACAACAAAUUGGUAAAUGAAGCACCACUAUAUUCGGCCUAUUCAAAACUUCACCCUCCAACACAUUACCCUCAUCCAUCACAUGGGAUUCCAAUGCAGACAUACCCAGUUCAACCACAUGGUGGAAAUUAUAUGGAUCAAAGCAUUCACCAAGUCAGUGUUGCCCAAAGCUACAGUCUAGGACCAGAUCACAUAGGUCCACUGAGAUCUUUGCCUCCAAAUAUGAAUUCCUCAUUGCCAACACAGCCUGUUCAAACUCCAUAUUUAAGCACUGGACAAGACACUGUUUCCAAUCCUACUUACAUUAAUCAGAACUCUAACCUUCAAUCAGCUACUGGAGGAGCUGCUUAUGCACAGCAGAUGGGGAUGUCUGUGGAUAUGUCAUCUUACCAGAACACUACUUCCAGUUUGCCACAGCUGGCAGGCUUUCCGGUGGCAGUUUCAGCUCAUUCAGUUGCACAGCAACAAACAACUUACCAUCAGCAGCCUCUCCUUUAGAAAUAAACCAAGCAUUUUCCUGAAAGCCUUCUCAUAAGUGUAUCACACAAACCUUGUGAUUCUAAUCUGAAAAUACUAAAAGAAAAAAAUUUUCUCAACUCAAAAGGACUGUUAAUAAAGCACAUAACUUAUCUUACUCUAUUUGGACGUAAAAGGUUCUUUUUUUUCCAGUCCAAUUUGUGAAGUCAAACUUUUGAUAAUAAGCAGCUAUAAGUUGCUUCCACUUUUGUCUUACUUUCAUUAUCUCUACACAAUCUUGACACCCAGUAAGUAAAAUAUGACACUAAACAGCAUGAAAUAGAAGUAUUCAAAUUUUACUUUAAAGAAACCACCGUUUACCAUGAAAAUGAAUUAAUUGGAAGAGCCCUGACAUGUUUAAA